Messenger RNA from Laetiporus sulphureus 93-53, 897 nucleotides. RefSeq lists its product as uncharacterized. NCBI's taxonomy places the organism in Eukaryota, Fungi, Basidiomycota, Agaricomycetes, Polyporales, Laetiporaceae. The coding region runs from base 316 to 624 and encodes 102 amino acids. The record is from RefSeq and is a predicted model, not a curated record. The transcript has a single exon.
AUGGGAUGCUCACCCUAUUUUGCUGUCACCAGUACCCAACCCAUAUUACCACUCGAUAUAGUCAAAGCAAUCUAUUUGAUUCUGGCGCCAGUCAGAAUGGUAACCACCACAGACCUGAUUGCCAGUCAAGCGGAGGCACUACAAAAAUGUCGAGAACAAGUCGCACAUAUUCACAAUGCUGUUUACGAGGCUAGGAGAGCAGCGGCAAAACGAUUUGAAUGAGUACAUGGACAAAUGAUCAAGAACUUCGACUUCAAAUGUGGAGAUCUAGUCCUAGUAUGACACACUCAGAUUGAAAAAGUGCUUAACCGAAAAAUGCAACCACGAUACAUUGGACCAUACGUUGUGCUGUUUCGCAAUCAGAGAGGAGUGUACGUACUCUCCGAGCUGGAUGAAGCAGUGUUGGACAGGCCAAUAGCAGCAUUCAAGGUGGUACCCUUCACAACAAGAAAGAAAAUCACCAUAUCCAAGGAAAUGCUAGAUGCAUCAGAGUCUCGACUCAAGGAAAUAAGUCAAGCGGAGGAUGAAGGAGAGGAAGAACCUGAGGUGGAAGACAGUGAAAAAGAAUCGAGGAGUGAAGAAGAGGACCAGCAGGCAGAAGAAUCAGAUGACAGCGAAAAGUAGCCCCCAACUGGGAGUCAGCAAUGCACUAUAGACAGUUUUCAAGAUAAUUCCUUUCAACUCCUCAAAAAAAAAAAAAAACUCUAGCUCAACUCUCAAUCACAAGCCUAUCUUAAUGUUUCUUUUACCUUAUUCAAGUCAUACCAAUGGUUUCAAACAAGCAACAUAGAUUUCGCAACCAGAGACGACGAGUACAUUGCUCCGCGCACACGGAGAAGCAGAACACGAGAUACAGCGUACAAAAACAAACCGUGGCUAAGCUCAGAGGCAUUGCUG